CCAUGAGUACCAUAUCUGUCUUGUCUCCCCUAUAUCCACAGCAUAUAGCAUUAGAUACUAAAUGAAUAGGUAAGACCCUACAUUCAAAUACAGAGAUUGAUUGGUUAAUGUUCUGACUUGAUUGAAGUUCUCAAAGGAGGUUAUUAAAGCAUCAUUACAAAGUUAAGACUUAGUUUUCAAGUAUGUUUGUGUGCACAGGCACUGCAUACUGCCAAAUAUUUAACUUGGAUGUGUUCUGAACUCUCGUCAUUGGUAUGCUCUUAAACUUCUAUAUAAGUAGUCUUCUUUUGUUCAUCUGUAAUUUUAUAUGUGUGGAUUUCGUAUUCUCAUUUCUGUAGUAUCAAAACUUUCUGCUCAAGAGAUAAGAAUGUCCGUAACAUUUGCUGUUGUUGUCGAGGAGUUUUGUGACUUUACUCUUCAGAGAUCACAUAUCAUAGUAGUAAUUAUGGCGACUUUCCAACCUUUCAGAAAUAGUCAUGUGAAGACUAGAGCAUCUGUCAGAAAAAGCUUCAGUGAAGAUGUGUUCCAGUCUGUAAAAUCUUUACUACAGAGUGAGAAGGAACUAUGCAGUGUGUCAGGAGAGGACUGUUUAAAGCAGGAUGAACAAGCCAAUUUAACAGAGGUGACAUUUCUGGGCUUUAAUGAAGAGACAGAUGCUGCUCACUUGCAGGAUUUAGCUGCAGUUUCUUUGGAACUUCCAGAUCUUCUGAAUUCACUCCACUUCUGCAGUCUAAAUGAAAAUGAAAUUAUUUGUAUGAAGGAUAUAAAUAAACCAUCAGAUAUAAGCAGUGGUUCCCUAAACCAGAGUCAUCAUUCUGGAAUGCUUUGUGUCAUGAGAGUGUCACCUACAUUACCAAAACUCAGACUUGAUUUUAUCUUUAGUCUUCUAAGUAAAUAUGCUACUGGUAUAAGGUAUACCCUGGACACAUACUUGCAUCAGAAGCACCAACUUGAGACCACUGACGAUGAUGACGACGACACUAACCAGUCCGUGUCUUCCAUAGAGGAUGACUUUGUCACUGCUUUUGAGCAGUUAGAGGAAGAAGAGACUUCAAAGCCAUAUAAUGAUGGAAUAAAUAUUACUACACUAAGGAGCCAGUGUGAUGCUGCUUCUCAGACUUCUGGUCAUCAUUUAGAAACCCAUGAUUUAAAGAUUCUGGUUAGCACUGGACAACAGAAGGCACUGGCUAAACCCUCAUCUUCCUUAGUAAAUGUUAUAGGACGCAAACAACCUUCCAUGAAAACUUCAGUCACAAUGUCAGUUUCAGAGCCUUGGAUCCAAAGGAGUUUCUAUAGGCCAUCUAAUGGUUCAGAUAAAGGUGGUGAUACACAGAAAACAUUUUUUUCUUCUUCUCCUGCCUACUCAUCUGAAUCAGAAUGCUCAAGUCCAAGUCCUGUUAUUUUCUUGGAUGAAGAGGGAUAUCAAAAAAGUUUAAAAGCCAAACUUGAGCUGCCUAAAAUUCCUGUGAUGAAAGAUGAUGUAGAGGAUUCAGACUCAGAAGUAAGUGAAUUUUUUGAUAGUUUUGAUCAGUUUGAUGAACUAGAACAAGCUUUAGAGACUUCUUGUCUGUUUAUAAAAGAUCCUGCUGUCGGAAAGUCAUCACAGAAGAAAGGGCACAAACAUGAAAAAUCUUGUAUGAAUCCUCAAAAAUUCAAAUCUGAUCAGCCAGCUCUUCCAGCUAAUGUAAGAAAGCCAACUCCUCGUAAACCAGAAUCUCCAUACAGUAACCUGGGUGAUGCUCCAGAUUCUCCUCGUCCAGUGAAGGCAUCAGGGGAAGACAGCGGUUUGUUUAGCCCUAUUCGAUCCUCUGCUUUUAGUCCUCUUGGAAGCUGUACUCCUGCUGAAUGUUUUUGCCAAGUGGCUAUUUGUGGAGAUGGAAUUCAUGAAAAUCAUGAUUCUGCUUAUCACACUUAUGAAGAUUAUGCAAAUAGCAUUUCAUGUGAAGUACUAGACUCAGUUCUUCAUACUCAGCAUGGUAAUGCAAUGUCAAACAUUAAUAGUAUUAAAAGGGGAGAAAAUAAAACUGUAGCUUUUAAGCAUGGAAACCUUGAUCAAAAAGGUAAAUAUAAAACUAAAUCUUUAAUGAUUAAAGAUAGUAUUCAGAAAUUUGCAACAGAUCUUGUGGAAAAAAGUUUUGGUAGUGCGUUUAAGGAUUUACAGAAAGGCGUCUCUUCAUGUACCAAUGCAUUGUGCCACUUAGCAAUCAAAUUGACAUCAUCUAUUUUUCAGAUGGCAUUUAAUGAACUGAGAAGGCAACAUGCAUUUUCACUGAAAGAACGUGCCAUUGGUAGCCUGGCUAAUUUUUUGGUGAGUGAAGCCUUAUCAAAUGCCUUCAAAGACUUACAAUAUGUGAAGAAGCAGAUAUUUACAAACACAGUUGCGAGAUUUGCUGCAGAUCUUGCAGAAGAGCUUGUUUUUGAAGGUAUUAUGGAAGUCUGUCAGUUUUCAUAUCCGUCAACACCCGCAUCUCCCCAGGGUCAGUCCUUUAACUUUGAAGACAAAGUAGUGAAAUUGUAUGCAAAAGAUUUGUCUGAAUCUGUAAUACAGGAAGCAUUCAUUGAGCUAUCACAAGUUGAUGUGAUCUUCACAACAAAGGCAGCAGUUAGUGUUUCUACAGGUAACAACAAAUACAUGAAUACAGAAAGGAUCACACCAUCUACACAGACCUUGGCGGUUUCCCCAUGUUUCAGCAAUCAAGAAGUUAUGGUGACAAAACCAAUGCAGGACUAUAAAAAGGAAUACACAGUGCAGCAAGCCUUGUUUUGUACUUCAGGAGUUGUCACUUCCAUACCAGUGCCCUUGGCAGGAAGUGCCCUUCUCCCACAUCAUAUCUCCUCUACUAUUUAUCAUGCAAAGUCUCAUCUGUCAUCUAAUCAUAGCAAUGCAGAUAGCAAAGCAGAUGUUUCCACAAAAAACAAAGAGGAAGUAGCUUGUAUCAGAAAUAUAUGUUUACCUUCAGAACCCAGUCCAGGUAACCAGAAUGACUUUAAACCAACUAAUGAUGAUAUUGAAAUGCAGAAUUCUUCAACAUUAGCAGGUGAUCCUGUGAGUAUUAGCAACUUUUCUGCAGCACUGACACAUACAGUAGUAAAUGAAACCUUAGAGUCAAUGAUAUCAUUCAAAGAUACAAAAACAGUUGAUGAACACACAGAUUACUUAACUAAAACAAGAAAGGGAAAAACCUCUCCUUUUUCCCAUUGUGAUCAAGCAACACAACAGAUUGAAACUAGCAAUAGUGACAUGUUUGCUGAACAGUUAUCUAAAUCUAUUAUUAAGCAUUCCAUAGAUAAAAGCAAAACAAUGGUCCCAAAUAUAGAUAAAAAUGCAGUGUAUGAGGAAGGCUUGCCUGUUCCUGGAGAAGAAUCACAGUUGACAUUGGAAAAGUUUCCAAAAUUUUCUGAUGCUCAAGAUCACUUAUAUCACUGUUCACUUUCAGUUGAAAAGGAUUGUGUCCCAGAAAGUAAAGAUUCUGUGGCUCUUGGAUUUUCUUUAGAGAUGAUACCACCUUGUCUGACAAUGACAAGUCAGAAACCUGAUUUGAAAGAAUUUGCUAAGGAUAAACCAGUGAAAAAACAUACUUCAAAUAAUACAGCACUUGAGCCCUUAUCUUUUGGACAGGAAAGCUCUUUUCGUCAUUCACAGACUUUGUCAUCUACAGUGCUUACUUGUACAGAUGGUUUUCAUGUGGAAGAUAAACAGAAAAUCAGAGACAGAAAUGUAAUACCUGGUACUCCUCCAUCAACUCCUCUAGUACCAUCUCAGGCUAGUUCAGAAUGGGACAUCAAGAAAUUAACCAAAAAGCUUAAGGGAGAAUUAGCCAAAGAAUUUGCACCUGCUACACCACCUUCUACACCUCACAACUCAUCAGUUGGUAGUUUGUCUGAAAAUGAGCAAAAUACUAUAGAAAAAGAAGAGUUCAUGUUGAAACUUAUGCGCUCUCUUUCAGAAGAAGUUGAAAGUAGUGAAGGUGAAGAGCAUCCAGAAGUAGAUGUGAAGUCAGAGAACUCAGGGAAGAAAGUUCAGUUUGCAGAAGCACUAGCUACACAUAUCAUUUCUCUUGCAACUGAGACGGCAGCCUCCCAUUUAGAUCAUGAAAUAACUCAAGAAGCUGAGGUUCAAAGGCCUUCCUUAAAUGUGCAGAGUCAAAGCAGUUUAUUGCCUACUUUUUUAAGCCAUUCAGAUGAAAAUUUACAAACUUGGAAUUUUGCAGGUGAUUUGGCAGCAGAAGUCAUUACAGAAGCUGAGAAAAUAGCAGAAGUUAGGAGCUGUGCACUUUUUAGGCAAAAGAAGAGCAGUUGUCAUGUUGUUGGUGAUGGAGAUAGAUCAGAAGAGAAGUUGAAUAUGGAGGGUGAAGCACAUCCCAGAGAAGUGGAUCCAUUUGUUCUUUCAUUACCACCAAGCUUUUGUAUGUCAGGUUUAACAUAUAAGUAUCCCAGCUGUGAAAGUGUGACAGAUGAAUAUGCAGGUCAUGUUCUCCAAAUACUAAAACAGGAAGGUGGUAAUGAUGAGUUAAUAAUGGAUCAAUAUGCCAAUAGACUUGCUUAUCGCUCUGUUAAGUCAGGAUUGCAAGAAGCAGCUAAGACAGCCAAAAUGAAGUGCAACUCAAAAAUGGUCCCUGUGAAGAGCUCACAGGGGAAAACAAACAGUGAACUCUUGAUGUUCUCAAAUAAAGAGCACCACCAAGAAGUAGAUAAAAAAAAACAAAGAAAAAGAAAUGCAGGCUACCUUUGUAAGGAUCAUACUUAUGAGACACAAGAUCCAUGCAGAAAUGAACUUUCUGAACUCUAUAGUUUUUCAGCUUCUCUUGCUCACAGUAUAACAAGAGAUGUUAAAAAAGAGUUGACAACACCUGCCGUUGACUUGACAAAAUCCUUAACAGAUUCUUGCAUUUUUGAAAAAUCUGUAUGUGUUGAAGAUACUGAAUGUCUCCUUAAAUCAGAAUUUCCUAAGUCUUUUCAGCCUUCCUCACAAAAUCAUGACUUUUAUCAUAGUACUGGCAGCUUAAAUGGAUAUAGUUGUGGAGAGAAUGUUGUUCAAACUAUAGAACAGUAUGCUAAAAAAGUAGUGGAUGAUACUUUAGGACUAAGUCUAGGAUCCACAGUUUUCCAAGUCUCUGAGACCACAAAAUCAGCAGAUAGAAUCACUUAUGCUGAAAAGUUGUCACCUCUUAUAAAUCAAGCUUGCAGAUAUUGUGACCUUAAAGAACUCCAUGAUUGUACUGGAAAUUCAUCUGAGCACUUUUUUAGACUGGGGUCAUGUGUUAGUAGUAAACCAGCUUCAAAUCCAAAGUUAACCAACAUCUAUCAGAAAUCCCGAAUUUUUCAUCUUGAUGUCCCUCAGAUUCAUGUAAAUCUUGAUAAAAAGUCAGUGCUGGCUGAGAAGAUAGUUACUGAAGCUAUUGAAAAAGCAGAGAGAGAGCUGAGCAAUGCCAGUUUGGCAGCUGAUAGUGGAAUUGGACAAGAUGGUAUUAGCUUUGCUGAAAGCCUUACCACAGAAAUAAUGACAUCAGCCAUGAAGAAUGUUGGACAUACUGUCAGCAGUUCAAAAGAAACAGAAGACUUUCAGUCAACUGAGUCAUUUAGUAGCCAGCAGAUGAACCUCAGUGUUGGUGAGGACAGCACUGGUAGCUGGUCCAAUUUAAGUUUUGAGGAUGAUCACCAGGAUGAAAGCAGCAGUUUUCAUCAUCUAAGUGAAAGCAGUAAUGGUAACAGCAGUAGCUGGAGCAGUCUUGGUUUAGAAGGAGAUUUGUAUGAGGACAAUUUAUCCUUUCCUACAUCAGACAGUGAUGGACCGGAUGAUAAAGAUGAAGAGCCUGAGGAUAUUGUAGAAGGUUUGGAACGAAAUGGAAAGACUCUCCUAAUUACAAAUAUUGACAUGGAGCCAUGCACAGUAGACCCCCAGCUAAGGAUUAUUCUUCAGUGGCUCGUUGCCUCUGAGGCUGAAGUUGCAGAACUAUAUUUUCAUGACUCAGCAAAGAAGGAGUUUAUGCUACUUUCAAAACAAUUGCAAGAAAAAGGAUGGAAAGUAGGAGACCUCUUACAGGCUGUGCUUAAAUACUAUGAAGUGGUGGAAAAAACUUCCAGUGAAGAGAGAUGCAAGUCGCUGUUUGACUGGCUCUUGGAAAAUGCAUAGAACACACCCUAAAUCAAUAUAUUUUAUUAUUUGUUUUCAGAGGGGAAGAAGCAGAUUAAUAUGUUUAGGUUAAAAUUCAAAUAGUGAAUAUUAAUGUUUUAAGUGAAUUGGAAGGAAAGUAAAUAUAGCUUUUAAAGUGCUUUCUGUCAUCAGUGUAUAUAACUCAGUUCUUACUUUUGUAAUCUGUCAAAAUACGAUCUCCACUUACUCUUCUAUACACAUGUAGUUUGUUAAGAGCCUAAGAACAUGUCUGUAGAGGAAGGUCUACUAUAAGGCUUUCAGGGUAUUGUCAGACAGAAUUCUUUUUGGAUCCAAAUAGUGCUGCUUGAAACCACACUGAGGUGGCUAGGAGGUUCCAGUGAUAAAGAGUUAUAAUUUUUCUUCUUUGCAAACAAAUGGCAUCUAACAGCUCCCCUAACACCAAAUAUAAAGCUGAGGCUGAAUUUUUGUUUGUUUCUGGUAGAUUCUUAGUCUUUUUGUUCCAUUUUUAAAAAUCGGUUGUAUUUCUAUAGUUCAACUAUUGGUAGCUUUUUUGAUUCCCCCAAACUGUCUAAUUUCUAUAACAGAAACAUUAGUGUUUUAGGUUUCUGUAAACACUAAGUGAUAGUUUCCCAAGCUUUCCAUCAAAUGACAUUAUUUGUUACUGCAGCAAAAUGCUGGAAUGCGAGUGAGUGAGCCAGUGUGUGUGUGCAUGAAGAUCUUUAACCUUGACACUGGUUUGUUCCAACCUCUUUUAUUUUAGUUUGCUUAGUUAGAAACCCACUGUUAACAUUAAAAGGUGCUGAAAAUAAAAUGUCUUUAAAGAUUGUGCAGUAAGAAUUUUUGUCUUUCUGACUUACCCUAUAAAUGAAAAUUCAAGUGGCAAAACACAUUGAAACUUUAAAAAUUAAUAUUAAUACUGAAAUGCAUUCAGAGUUUAUUGCAGAUUUUGGGAAAAACUCCCCACUUUACCAAGAAAUUUUUUUCUAGAAAAAUUGGGAUUUUCUCCCACAAUAAAAUGUUUCUUCACUGUUUUGUAAAGUUCCCUGACAUGCUCUUUCUGGUCUUGACAUUUCCCCCUACUUUUUCUUUUCAAACUGCAAGUCCAUGUGAAUAAGAGGACCAAGAUUGUGUCUUGGUUUUGUAUGUGUAGGUAUGUGUGUGUAUGUUUUGGUUCUUCCACUAGUAGAUUUUAUAAUCCAGGGUAAGUCACUUUUGGGUGUUGCCUUUUCUUUUUCCCAAGCAUUGACUAUUCUAGAAACUGUACAAAAUGUAGAAGACAUAGCACCUGCCCAGGAUGUAUGGAAUCAGGGCACUUAUAUUCAUUUUAAUUAAUAAUUAUGGAAGAGAAAUGUGUUUUAUAGUGAAAAAUUCAAAUUUGCUUUAGAAAAAUGCAAAAGCUAUUUAAACAUUUUGAGGUUACAUUGUAAGAUUUGGUUUUUCUCAAUUUAAGGUAGAGACAUAGGGUAAAACCUUAAACAUAAAUUUUCUUCAGGUAUUUUAAGGAGAAAUGCAGGAAAUGUGUAACUGGAGGUGUUUCUACCUUUAGCUUUUCAGAACUGAGAUAUUGCAGCACCAGACUGGGUUUUGCUCUUGUUAAUUGUAAGGUAGAUUAAUUGAUCACCAAGUUUAGAUCACGUUUUUAUAAGUAACUAUCAUAUUGUAUUUAAUUUGGGUGUAUAUACAGGUUUGAUUGACAGAAAAACUGAGUUCUGAAUGUCUUUUAAACUAAAGUGAUACCAAUAUAUUGGUUUUUCUAAAAUUUUGUGUUUGAAAAUGCUUAUGAUUACUUCUGUUGAUGUAUAAUUAUUUUGAGGUAAGGUUUCCCUCAUACUCUUUUUUUUCUAUGUAUUUUGCUGGAGCUGUGCUGGGUUCAUAGUUACCUUAUUUAGCCACUGGAACUCCACACCUGCAUCAAUUUGGUGCAGGGGCUUAGAGAAAAAUACUAAGUAUUAGCAAAUGAAAAGAAGUGUGAGACAAGCUUCCUCAGAGAGAGAGAGAGAAAACAUUUGCUUCUAGAACAGUAUCUUCUAAUCAAGUACAUUCUAAACUUAACUUUCUUUAAAGGCACUUUGUGAUUUUUCCAAAGACAUAAUAGAUCUGUUUGGUUGCUCAUUUUCUGACUUAUUUUUAUUACGAAUCUGCUUGACAUAUUUAUAUUGUUACAUUGUAAUAUUACCAUUCUGUACAUUUUGGUCAUCAUGUAGUAUGUCUUAUUCAGAACUUUUAAAAUUGUGAUGUGCAAUGAGAUGAAUUAUCUGUUUAUUAUUUUUAAAACCAUUGUGGGAUCUGCAGAAAGAAAGUGAGACCUCUGAUAAGGGAUUUUAAGAACAUUAUUUGAGAUUGAAAUGUGACAAUUCUUUCAUGUUCUUUUUUUCUUAAGGCAAGUUUAAAUUACAUUUAUAUUUUUGGCAUUAUUAAUGUUAAUUUUGAAAAUAUUUCCUGCUUUAUUCAAAAGGAAUAAUCUAUUCAUAAAUCACCGAAGAAAAUGGCAACAUCUCUUGGAUGGUUUGAUAUGAUUUAAUGGCAGUAUAAAAACCUUUCAGAGUAUUCACUCAGUGAACAUGUGAUAUCUUUAUACCUUGGAAAAUGUUCUACUUACCCUUACAGAUAUAUGAUGGGAGUGAAUUCAGUUUAUAAUACUUUACUCUGUUUAAAUAAGGGUUUUAUAUUGUUGGUAGGAGAAUUUAAUUACUUAUUAAGUACACUAUGUAUAAAGUGAAAGACAGGUUGCACAUUUGACAUUUGGUGGCUUUGACACUAGUGCACAUUGCCCAAAUGCAAGGUUUAAUCUCCACUUGUUAUUGGAAUCCAGAAUGAAAUGUCUAGUUAAUUAUCUAGUUAAUAUUAUUAUUCCACAAUUCAUAUCAUCAGUUUCCCAUCACUAUAUGAUUUCACAUUGCAUGGUGUUUGAAGAAAACCAUGCAGAAUUAAAAAAGAUUAUGCAUUCACACUCGAUUUGGGUAUCACUUUCAGUAUAAACCCUGUCCACCUGUCACCAGCACAAAAGAGUCAGCACGAGUGGGGGUUAGGAAAGUUAAAGAGAAACGUAGCUUUUACUCAUUUACUGUAUUCUUGCUGCAGAGGCGCAGAUACAGUGUUAGUCACUCCUGCCACUUUAUUUAUUUAUUUUUCAACCAUGUACAUUCCUUUCAUGAAGUUAGAACUGUAGGUCUAGAAGUUCUCAUUCUGUUUUUGUGGUAAUGUUUGAAUACUAUUUAAUACCAGAUUUUAAUAUUGCUGGAUUUGCUACCUUUGGUUACUUGUGCAGUGUUGAAAGUAAUCUACAUUCUUGUUUAAUUACCAGGUAGAUAGCAAAAGCAGUUUUGAAUAAUUAUAGCUGUUUAUUUGGCUGUGCUCAGUUAGUACAUUAAGAUCUUGUACUGUGUAACAGUAACUUUUUUUGUUCUCCAGUAAUUUAAUGUUCACUUACCAGAAUUUGAACUACAGGAUGCACUAGAAUUUUGUUUUAGCA
Castor canadensis (American beaver) is the source of this 9587-nucleotide messenger RNA. RefSeq names its product A-kinase anchoring protein 11 (gene Akap11). Gene Ontology annotation, molecular function: protein kinase A binding. Gene Ontology annotation, biological process: intracellular protein localization. The record is from RefSeq and is a predicted model, not a curated record. Gene Ontology annotation, cellular component: cytoplasm. NCBI's taxonomy places the organism in Eukaryota, Metazoa, Chordata, Mammalia, Rodentia, Castoridae.